This is a messenger RNA of Hymenoscyphus albidus, 1187 nucleotides long. NCBI's taxonomy places the organism in Eukaryota, Fungi, Ascomycota, Leotiomycetes, Helotiales, Helotiaceae. The record is from the annotation of a GenBank genome assembly.
GGUAAACUCAAGAUACAUCUUAACAAAUUCCCAAAUUCCAAUCAGCUUACGGUACAGAUAAUAGGAGUCAUAAGAUUCAUAAUUACUGAAAAUCAUGGUUGACCUUUCUUAGGAGGUACGUAACGUCUCGCGCUUACGUGCCAAGAUUGGUCUAGCUCAUUCCACCCACCAGUACCCCUCGGACACUUAUUCUUCCGACUACAUCUUUCUGGAAACCUCAAAUUCCAACAGUCAUCCGUCUUGCUCUGUGCCUCUGGAGGUUGCUUGUGCCCAUUUACAUCAUUUUGUGUUGCCUCUCGGUGUCCUAUAUCGUUCGGACGACGUAUCUUUCCCAUUGGGGACCCGUUAGGACCGUUGGAGAGCAAUAAUUUGGUGUCUUAUGUUUCAGGACAACGUUAUUCUCUCCCAUCACACCAUCGGUUAAUUGCUUGGAAGGUGUGACCCUACCUGCUGUUUUUGUAUGUUUGGAUAUUGCCUUCAGUUUCAUUAACUUCGAUGUUAUGGGCUAUAGCGUUGUCGUUGUUGCUGCUGCGCAACAGUCCUGGCUGACUUGCUUUAUUCAAGGUACUCCUAGUGAUAGGCUAGCCACGUGCGAUACGAAGACCCUCAGGAGUUCAUCCUAUCCAGGAGUUCAAAAUGUCUGAUAAAGAGAGCUCGUCUGUAAAAGAUGUUGCUCAGAUCCGAAGAAAACAUCCAUGGUAUAUCAUUUUCCCCUUAGGCGUAGCUAACACAGCCCCAGAAGUCCAACACAUUGAUUGCUAAUCAGAUUUAUACAGCGUACUAUGCCAACAACGUAAAGUAAAGUGUGACAGAAACGAUCCAUGUGCAAAUUGCAUCAGAUCUCGAGUAGAAUGUAUAUCAGCAACCAAUCUUCCCCCCAAGAGACGGAAGAAGCGAUUUCCCGAGGCCGAACUACUUGCACGAUUACGCAAGUACGAAGCUCACUUGAGGAACUACGGUGCUGACCUGGAAGCAAUUAACCGAGAGGAAGCCCCACCCUCUUCGAAGGAGCAGUCAAAUAUUACUGUACAACAACUUGAAGCUGGUUGCCGAUCGUUAUCGGUUGGAAAAUCUUUGACGCAUGUUGACAAGUAUGUAUUCUUACCCCUUCCCGUGAUGGACGAAAAAAGCGGUAGUAAAAUAUACCAUUAUUAUUUCUAGUUUCUAGAGCAACUUUGGGUAACUAA